GAUAAAGCUGUGUAGUCAAUGUUCACGGUCACCGAAAGAUAUCAUACGAAAAUUUCGAGACGCGGAAUGCCGUGUUUGUGAGCAGCGAGAUUACUGGGAACUGAAGACACAUCUGUUCGACUAUCACUGGAAUCAUGAACUUCUCCUCUCAAACUUGUCACAGAAAGAUUGCCAAAAGGCAUACGCCAGUCAACUAUACAUGGCAUCGUUUCCCGCUCACAAGUGUAGCGUCGACGACUUUGUCUAAGCGACGGUAUGAAGAAAUUGACAUCGGACCAAUUUGCAGUUCGAGCCUCAUCAACCGAUCGGUAUCGCAGCGCCUCAGAAGACGGUUUCCCAUUGAAGUUAAUCGACUAUGGUCCGCAUUUCCUGUGUACUGUCUUGAGAUUUCUGGCAAAUGCUUCAAACGUACUAAUAAUAAAAACAGGAGCAAACUGUCUUGUCUGGUUGUCUGGUUUAUCUAUAGGGAUUUUUGGUUUUAUUUGAUAGCAUCAGUAAAUUUUUUC
Molecule: messenger RNA, 506 nt
Organism: Cylicocyclus nassatus
Lineage: Eukaryota; Metazoa; Nematoda; Chromadorea; Rhabditida; Strongylidae
Source: the annotation of a GenBank genome assembly